This is a messenger RNA of Herpailurus yagouaroundi (jaguarundi), 7602 nucleotides long. RefSeq names its product zinc finger protein 592 (gene ZNF592). The transcript has 10 exons. NCBI's taxonomy places the organism in Eukaryota, Metazoa, Chordata, Mammalia, Carnivora, Felidae. The record is from RefSeq and is a predicted model, not a curated record. The coding region runs from base 313 to 4173 and encodes 1286 amino acids.
UUUCUCAGGGUCUGACCUAGACUUUUAUUAUUGUGAUUAGUACCUUAACUUAGACAAUUGCCGUCAGGCCUAUUAAAAAACAUCUUCUUUUGUUUCUUUCCUUAGGUAGUGUUUGGAAACCAUGUGCCUAGGCAGAUGUUAUGCCUUUCUCCAUAGCUCCACACUCCCAGCAACGCUCACCACACCCUUGUUUUGAGAACCUCUCUGAGUCAGUCCAGGAGCAAUCUGCAGACGUGUAUUUGGAAGCCACUGGACCAGAUCAUUUCUGAGGUCCCCUUCAGCUCUAACAUCCUCCCCUGCCAGCAUCCAGCCAUGGGGGAUAUGAAAACUCCAGAUUUUGAUGACCUUCUGGCUGCCUUUGACAUCCCAGACCCCACCAGCCUUGAUGCCAAGGAGGCCAUCCAGACCCCCAGUGAGGACAAUGAGAGUCCUCUCAAACCCGCAGGCAUGUGUAUGGAUGAGAGCGUGUCCUUGUCUCACUCAGGAUCUGCCUCAGAUGUGCCGGCCGUGAGUGUCAUCGUCAAGAACACCAGCCGCCAGGAGUCGUUCGAAGCGGAGAAGGACCACAUCGCUCCCAGCCUCCUCCACAAUGGAUUCCGGGGCUCAGACCUGCCUCCAGAUCCCCACAACCUGGGUCACAACUGUGGGAAAUUUGAUUCAACUUUCAUGAAUGGAGACAGUGCCAGGAGUUUCCCCGGCAAGCUAGAACCUUCCAAGUCAGAGCCAUUACCGACCUUUAACCAGUUCAGUCCAAUCUCCAGCCCAGAACCUGAGGAUGCCAUCAAAGAUAAUGGGUUUGGAAUGAAGCCCAAGCACUCUGACGGUUAUUUUCCACCCCCUCCUGGGUGUGGGCCUGUGGGGGGCCCAGUCCUGGAGGCUCUGGCAAAGUUUCCGGUCCCAGAGCUGCAUAUGUUUGAUCACUUUUGUAAGAAAGAGCCCAAGCCAGAACCUCUGCCCUUGGGGAGUCAGCAGGAACACGAGCGAGGUGGGCAGAAGGUGGGGGAGCCUCACAAGGAGCUGGAUGCCAGUCGAUUCUUUGGGGAAGCUUUGGAAUUCAACAGCCACCCCAGCAACAGUAUUGGAGAGCCUAAGGGGCUUGCCCUGGAGCUCGGCACCUGCUCGUCAGUCCCCCCUAGGCAGCGUCUGAAGCCAGCUCAUUCCAAGCUGUCCUCUUGUGUCGCAGCCUUGGUGGCCCUGCAGGCCAAAAGAGUGGCCAGUGUCACCAAGGAGGAUCAGCCUGGCCACACAAAGGAACCCUCAGGGCCCACUAAAGAGGGCUCCAAAGGCAGCCCCAAAAUGCCCAAGUCACCAAAGAGUCCCCGGAGCCCCCUGGAGGCCACUAGAAAGAGUAUCAAGCCCUCGGACAGCCCUCGGAGCAUCUGCAGUGACAGCAGCAGCAAAGGCUCCCCUUCGGUGGCUGCCAGCUCCCCACCAGCGAUUCCCAAAGUCAGGAUCAAAACCAUUAAGACGUCAUCGGGGGAAAUCAAACGGACCGUCACGAGGAUCCUGCCGGACCCUGACGAUCCCAGUAAGUCCCCCGUUGGGUCCCCUCUAGGGAGUGCCGUUGCCGAGGCCCCGAGCGAGGCGCCAGAGGAUGAGGUCACGGCCUUGCGCGCGGUGGAGCGCUCUCCUGAGGCGGGCGCAAACGCCGGGAGCCCCCAGGGUGACAAGAAGGGGGACGAGAGCGCGCCGAAGGCCAGCGAAUCUUCGUCUUCCUGCUGCAGCUCCGGGUCUCGGGCCCCAAAGGGGGCUGCCCCCGGCCCGCAGACGGGCAGGAAGCAGCAGCAGAGCGCGGCGCCUCAGGCGUCCGCGCCGGCCGCCGCCAGCCUCCUGCCCAAGGCAGUGCACCUGGCCAACCUGAACCUGGUCCCCCACAGCGUCGCCGCGUCAGUCACGGCCAAGUCCUCCGCGCAGCGGCGGAGCCAGCCGCAGCUCACCCAGAUGUCCGUGCCCCUGGUCCACCAGGUGAAGAAGGCCGCCCCGCUGGCCGUGGAGGUCUUCAACAAGGUCCUCCACGGCUCCAACCCCGUGCCCCUCUACGCGCCCAAUCUCAGCCCGCCCGCGGACAGCAGGAUCCACGUGCCGGCCAGCGGGUACUGCUGCCUGGAGUGUGGGGACGCGUUUGCCUUAGAGAAGAGCCUGAGCCAGCACUACGGCCGGCGGAGCGUCCACAUCGAGGUGCUGUGCACGCUGUGCUCCCAGACGCUUCUCUUCUUCAACAAGUGCAGCCUGCUCCGGCACGCCCGCGACCACAAGAGCAAGGGGCUCGUCAUGCAGUGCUCCCAGCUGCUCGUGAAGCCCAUCUCUGUGGACCAGAUGUUCGCGGCCGCCGCCCCCGCGAACUCCCCGGCCCCGGCCGCCCCCGCCGCCCCCGCCGCCCCCGCUUCCCCCAAACACGGCCCGGCUCCGGGCGGUGCGGGCCCGGCCCUUCCGGCUCUGCCGCUCUACCCGGACCCCGUGAGGCUCAUCCGGCACGGGAUCAAGUGUCUCGAGUGUCACAGGCAGAUACGCGACUACAUGGCCAUGGCUGCGCAUUUCCAGAGAACGACGGAGGAGACCGAGGGGCUGACUUGCCAGGUGUGCCAGAUGCUGCUGCCCAACCAGUGCAGCUUCUGUGCCCACCAGCGGAUCCACGCCCACAAGUCCCCCUACUGCUGCCCGGAGUGCGGGGCCCUCUGUCGCUCGGCCUACUUCCAGACCCACGUGAAGGAGAACUGCUUGCACUACGCCCGCAAGGUGGGCUACAGGUGCAUCCACUGCGGGGUCGUCCACCUGACCUUGGCCUUGCUGAAAAGCCACAUCCAGGAGCGACACUGCCAGGUUUUCCACAAAUGUGCAUUCUGCCCCAUGGCCUUCAAGACUGCCAGCAGCACCGCGGACCACAGCGCCUCUCAGCACCCCACCCAGCCCCACAGACCCUCCCAGCUCAUUUAUAAGUGCUCCUGUGAAAUGGUCUUCAACAAGAAGAGACACAUUCAGCAGCAUUUUUAUCAGAAUGCCAGCAAGACGCAGGUGGGCGUCUUCAAGUGCCCUGAGUGCCCACUGCUGUUCCUGCAGAAGCCGGAGCUGAUGCAGCACGUCAAGAGCACCCACGGUGUUCCCCGAAACGUGGACGAGCUGUCCAGCCUCCAGUCUUCAUCGGACACGGCUUCGAGCCGGCCUGGCUCUCGAGUUCCCACCGAGCCCCCGGCCGCCAGCGUGGCCGCUCGGGGCAGCUCCCUGCCCUCCGGCCGCUGGGGCAGGCCCGAGGCCCAUCGCAGGACCGAGGCCAGGCCCCGGCUGAGGAACACUGGCUGGACCUGCCAGGAGUGUCAGGAGUGGGUUCCUGAUCGGGAGAACUACGUGUCCCACAUGAAGAAGAGCCACGGUCGGACGUUGAAGCGGUACCCGUGUCGGCAGUGUGAGCAGUCCUUCCACACCCCCAACAGCCUGCGCAAACACAUCCGCAACAACCACGACACCGUGAAGAAAGUCUACACUUGCGGGUACUGCACAGAGGACAGCCCCAGCUUUCCUCGGCCCUCCCUUCUGGAGAGCCACAUCAGCCUUAUGCAUGGUAUCAGAAACCCUGAUUUGAGCCAGACGUCCAAAGUCAGACCUCCGGGUGGACAUUCCCCUCAGGUGAGCCAUCUGAAAAGACCGGGCAGCGGAGCCGGGGACGCUCCGGGCACCAGCAAUGGCGCGGCCGUCUCUUCCACCAAAAGGCACAAGUCCCUGUUCCAGUGUGCGAAAUGUAGCUUUGCCACAGACUCGGGGCUCGAGUUUCAGAGCCACAUACCUCAGCACCAGGCGGACAGCUCCACAGCCCAGUGUCUCCUCUGCGGCCUGUGCUACACCUCUGCCAGCUCCCUCAGCCGCCACCUCUACAUCGUCCACAAGGUGAGAGACCAGGAGGAGGAGGAGGAGGAGGAGGAGGAGGAGGAGGAGGACGCGGAGGCGGUGGCGGUGGCGGAGGCUGCGGAGGCCGCGGAGCCAGAGGAGGGCUCCGGGGAGGAAGUGUCCAUGGAGACCAGGGAGAACGGACUGGAAGAAGGUGCCGGAGAGCCUUUGUUGGGCGACACAGAGGCGAGGUCGCCAGGCCCGGCUUCUGAGGAGGACGGAGCCCAGGACGCUCAGAGUCAACCACAGGCCUCUCAGGACCAGGACAGCCACGCUCCGUCCCCUCAGGUGUGACCGGAGGUGUGGCAGUGUGCGUGGCCGGAGGGGUGCCCCGGGCGUCCUCCGUGUGCCAUGGGGACGGUGGGAGAUACGAGGCUCUGCCCCGGUGUGCCCUGGAGCAGUGCCCGCCCUGAGCUGUGGGGUCUGGGUGUCCCCCAGCCCCGGGCAGUGUGCGGUCACCCGGGACCCUGACAGCUCUGAAUUUGCUUCUGUUAUUUAUGGCUUUGUGCUGCUUCUUGGUACCCCAGCUCUUGUCUGUGUCCUUCCAACCCCAGGCCGCGUACGUGGCCCGGCCCCAGCGCCGUCGUCUUGGCCUGAAACCCCUGGGCGCUGUGCUCUUCCGGGAGGUCCCCGCCCGCUGCCUGCAGCCAGGGCUCUCUUGGGAGCUCUCGCGGGCUGCAGAUGGGCCGCUCUGCUUCCUGCCAGCGGAGCCGGAGAAGGGGGUGAGGCUGCCGGCGCGGUCCUUCCUGGGGAGCUCUGCCCGGGCUGGCCUGCGGAGGGCCCUCAAUCACCCUGCCCUUCCUUCUUGUCUUCUCGGAUUCUUUUCCCCCAAAAACGGUCCUGGAGAAUUGUCACCCGGGCCCCUCCUGUCUGUGCGGGUGGGAGAAGGUUGUGCAGCACACUGGUGUUUGGACCCCGGGAGGGCAGGUGCCGCGGUCCAGGCAGGCAGGCACCGAGAGGCACACCCCCUUCAGAAGGAGCCGUGUGCCCCUGUUCUGCUGCUGUUCUGCCUUUCCUGACAAGUGGGCUUGGGGGCACACGGACACUGGGAUCUUUGUACUCUCGCUCCUGUGCCAUUAGAGAGGCCGCCGCUCCGGGCAGGCCGGCCCCUCCUCCUCCUGGCUAUACUCAUGUUGCUCAGACUAUAUUUCAAAUAAAAACUCUUCUUACCAUGCAGGUGGGCUCUUGUAUUCCUCUUCAGGUGAGCCUGGCCCUACCCUGCUGCGUGUAAGAGUCUCUCCCACACUUCUGUCACUGUCCCAUCUCUAGGGGAGAGCAGUGUCCUGCCGUCCCAGGAAGGUCCUUCCCAGAUUCUUGGAGCCGUGGUUAGGAAACCGGCGGCUCAGAACUUGGUCCUCUAGAAACCUUGCAAGGGCGUGAGGGGAGGGUCUUUGUACUGGUCAAGCGUCACCUGCAAGGCCUCCCCGGGGUCAGCAGCCUUGGCAUUAGGGCCCACUGAAAUGUUCUGGGCGCCUCUCUCUUUCCUACAAACCGGUGGCUGUGGGGCGGGGUGGGGGGGGAGAUGUUCUGUAGUUAUCUUGUGUUCGGGAGGCCUUGCUGUUGCUGCCGCCACAGGGACCUCUCUGGUGUGGAGAUUCGGGAUCAGACGGGAGGCUGGGCCGUCUUCACUGCUGGCAGAGUCGGGGCCCUGUGGAGGUGACCUCUGAGCUCUGACCCAACCCGUGGCUGCAGCCCUGCAUGGCCGGGGUGUGGGGCUGGUCCGGCGGCGCCCAUUGCAGCAGAGGGAGGCGGGUGCUGGCCGAGUUCUUACAGGUGCUCUUUCAAGGGAGGCACUAUCAGUUGUCAGAUAAAUACGCCUGACCUUUUCACAAUUGAAAAAAAGUACAUUUUCUGUCAGAUCCCAGUGGAAAUGCGAACGGCACGGGGCACCGCUAAGAGCCCGCCUCCGUUUCAGACCCUGCCGUCCCUGCUUCCCAGGCAGGCAGUGAGGCAAGCUGGGCCCGAUCCGGCCACCUGCAGACGCUGAGGCCACCCCACGUGGGCUGUCAUCCCUUUCCUGGUUCCGCUGCGGGGCCCGCCCUGCCCCCCAUGGUCCAUUCGCAGGGACGGAUCACAGAGGAGGCCCUGAGAAGGGUUUGACAUGGAUUGUUGCCUCUCUUCCCGCUCAGAAAUAGCGGUGGGUGGAGUGGGGGAGGGGGUAGUGACCUCGCAGCCUCGACGACCACCUGUCCUGACCCACAUCCAGCUCUCUUUCCCGGGAGCGGUGUGGGGUGAAAAGACCGACCUCCUCGCCAGGAAGCCUGGGCCACAUCCUGGGUUCCGCCCCUAAUCGGCUCUUAGCAAACCCACCCCCCUUCCAAAUAGUCCUGGUGACUCCCCUCCAUCUCGCCUCACAGGCCUUUGUGGGAUGAGGAGUGUGGGACCUUUUCUAAGUUUGUGAAACACUAUAUGAACGUAAGGGAUUCUUGCCUUUAGGGCAUGGAGGGUGGGGCGCACCCCACCUGCUGUUCAGGCUUGGAUGCGGAUGGUCAGCGAUAACUUGCCCGGGACACGUAUCCAUCAUGUAGCAACAGUGACGGCGAUGGCACUUCAGACCCUGCUAGCGUGCCCCAUAUCUUGCUAAAUACUUUCCGGUGGUUUCCAUUUAGUCCUCAUGAGGAUCUCACAGAAAGAAAACCGAGGCUCCGAGAGGUCAAAUAACCCGCUGGGCUGCCUGUAAGUGCUGGUGCCGAGUCAAGCCCGCGGGAUCCUCAAGUCCACGGUGUCAAUCCCUGUGCCCCGGCUGCUUUGGCUGGCCACCAGCUCAGUGGCACUCUGCAGCCACCCACACACCUGCCUUCCUACCUCCCCUGUGGUCGGGUAGCCCACGGAGCGCCAGGUUCUCUUUGCAGUCAGUCUGUGCCAAGUCACCCCAAGGAGAGCCCUGCGUGAAACUUCCGUGCGUGACGCUCUGCAGCCCGGGCAGUGUUUCCCCGACCUUCCAUUCACAUUGGGGUAUAUCUUGCAUUUGAAGACUGUUUUUCGGGGCGGGGGCGGGGGGGACCAUCCCAGAAAACAUGGUUCCCUCAGGGUCCAAUAUCUUCCGAUCUUUUCUUUUUUUCAGAUGUUUUUAAUGGGUGUGCUAUCAUAUCGUUUGUUAUCAUCAGAAAACGCUUGCUGUAACAAGCACUUAUCUGCACAUUAGCCGGAGUGAACACUCUGCUGAUCAAGUUAAACAGAUAAGAUCCCCACCCUUGUAGAAACUACAACUUAAUACACUCUAAGGCUUGACAAAUGACUCGUAUUUAUUUUCCAACUGCUUUAUCUCUGUAAAAUGAUGUGCUGAAUUACUAUAAUUGGUGUAGAAAGAACUGUUCCCUUAACUUAUGUAAACAGUCUGGUUUUGAAAACUUCACAGUUGUGGCUUAGCGAGUUCUCGACACACUCUGCCUUCCCUGAGACAGAGGAACCCCUGCUUGCCCUGUUCACCACUGUAUAUUCCGCUCUGGGCGCACUUUCUUUAACUCGUUUUUAAAUUUUUUGUUGUUGUUUUGAAAAAUUAAUACAUUUACACGGUAAGACAUCCAAACAAUACAAAAGAGUGAGUAUACAAUGGAAAGUAAGCUUCCUAUCGGAGGUCAGCCUUCAGUUCCCCAGCCCGCCUCCAGAACUAAUCACUGUUACCUAGAUCCUGUGUACCCUUUCUGAGCAAUUCUAUGCAUUUACAAGUUUAUAAAUAUGUAUAUUUAUAUAUCUAUUUUUAAUACAAAUGGUAGCAUUCUA